AUGGCAAUCCAUCCUCUUCUUGAUCUUACUCCCGCUGAAGUGAAGCAUGCGGCUGCUCUCGUGCGUCAGCUCCACAGAGGUCAGCAGUUGACAUUCAAAGCCAUUACUCUGGAGGAGCCUCCCAAAGAACUCGUCAUUCAAUAUUUCAAAGCCCAGGAAAAUGGCACGGCCCUUCCAUACAUUCCCAGGGUGGCUUUUGCGGCAUAUUACUUCAAGGGAACGGAACAUUUCAUCACGACUUUUGCCAAUCUGACUGAAAGUAUCAUUGAGAAGACUGAGCGCAUGAGUCCAAAGUACCACGGAAAUGUUGACUUCGAAGAAGUCGGGAAAAUCGAAGAAAUGGUGAUGAAAAACCCGGAUGUGCUUGCCGAAGUCGCCAGGCUGCAACUCCCCGAUCACCUCACAGCCAUUGCUGAGGCGUGGGGGUUUGGAUCAGAUGGCGUUGAUGACUACCGACGCCAGUAUCAGAUCUAUAUGUUCGUUGGCGAGAAGAAGAAUCCUGACAGUAACCAUUAUGCUCGACCAUUAGCUUUCUCCCCCGUCGUGGAUGCUACUCGCAUGGAGGUCACACACAUCGACUACAUCCCCACUGGAUCGGGCGUCAAGGCCAGCGAAACUCAACCUUGGCGAUAUGUCGAGCCUAAUGAGUAUGUACCUGAAGAAGUGCAACUCCGGAAAGACCUCAAGCCGCUUCGUGUUCUUCAACCGGAGGGGACCUCUUAUUCCAUCAACUCUGAGAAAGUCCUGCAGUGGCAGAAAUGGCAGUUCAGAAUUUGCUUCAACUACCGGGAGGGUCUUCUGCUGCGUGAUGUGAGAUAUGAUGGCCGUCCAGUCUUCUACCGUAUCAGCUUGAGCGAAAUGACUGUGCCCUACGCCGAUCCCCGCAGCCCCUACCAUCGCAAGCAAGCCUUUGACCUGGGGGAUGUGGGUGCAGGUCUCGUUGCAAACAAUCUUUCACUGGGUUGUGACUGCCUGGGCUCAAUUACUUAUCUUGAUGGCCUUGUCGCUGAUCCUGCCGGUGAGCCACUCAUGAAGAAGAAUGCUAUCUGUAUCCAUGAGCAAGACAACGGUAUCGGGUGGAAGCACUCCAACUAUCGUACUGAACGCGCUUGUGUCGUUCGCAAUAGACAGCUCGUCGUCCAGCAGAUCUUGACGGUAUCCAACUAUGAAUAUAUCCUGGCAUUCGUCUUCAACCAGGCAGGAGAGCUCCAUUAUGAAGUCCGGGCGACCGGAAUUCUGUCAACUGCUGCCAUUGACCCUGAUGUCUCCGUUCCAUGGGGCACAGUUGUGCAUAACGGUGUUCUCGCACAGCACCACCAGCAUCUGCUCUCUCUGCGUAUCGAUCCAGCCAUCGGAGACUACGAAACUGGGAACCAACUUGCCUACUCCGAGUGCUAUCCAAUGCCCAUGGAUGAUUUCAACCCCCAUGGAAAUGGCUAUAUCUCCAAAACAACUGUCGUGGAGAAACCCGGUGGCCUGGACUUGGACCCCUCGAAAAGCCGCGUCUUCAUGAUGCAGAACAACCAGAUUCGCAAUCCCGUCAACCACAAGCCUAUCUCUUACAAGAUCCAGGUUCCGCCCAUGCAGAAAAUCAUGGCUCAUCCCGACAGCUAUCACUUCAAGCGUGCGGAGUUUGGUGACCACAGCAUUUACCUAACCAAGUACAAGCAUGAUGAACUGUUCUGCGGCGGAAAAUAUACCAAUCAGAGCCGCGGUGGUGAUGGUAUCAAGAGCUGGGCAGCUCGAGAUGACAAGGUUGUCGAUGACGAUAUCGUCGUCUGGGUCCAGUUUGGCAUGAACCACGUCCCCAGAAUUGAAGAUUUUCCCGUCAUGCCUGUCGAAAUCCUCAACGUUGCGCUCAAGCCUGUCAACUUCUUCACGCAGAAUCCUUCGAUCGAUGUACCUCCUUCGCGACAGGAGACCAACCAAUCCCAGCUGGUUUCUCUUGAGGCAACAGCUAGGUGCUGCAAUGAGUCAAGCUCAAAGCUUUAA
Penicillium manginii is the source of this 1992-nucleotide messenger RNA. Its product is annotated as primary-amine oxidase. The record is from RefSeq and is a predicted model, not a curated record. NCBI's taxonomy places the organism in Eukaryota, Fungi, Ascomycota, Eurotiomycetes, Eurotiales, Aspergillaceae. The transcript has 5 exons. The coding region runs from base 1 to 1992 and encodes 663 amino acids. Gene Ontology annotation, biological process: amine metabolic process. Gene Ontology annotation, molecular function: copper ion binding; quinone binding; primary methylamine oxidase activity.